GUGAUUUGGGUGCCAUAUUGAAAAAUUCCUACCUUUGAAAAGGUAAAAGAUACUGUGCUACUGAAAAUGUGUUGGACUUUCCUAAUGGUGGUACUCGUCUCUGCAAAUCAUCAUGUGCAAGGUUAUGCAUUCCUUACCAUAAACAAGAGUUUGGCAGUAAUUGGUCAGUCUUUGGUGUUCGUAUAUAGAAGUGAUGUCAAUAUAACUGAUGCUAUAACUUUCAAGUUGAAUGACAUGGUACAAGGUCGAUGUAUAAACAAGUAUGGACAGUGUGGGUCAUUGGAAGGAUUUAAUAUCACAAGACAAUCUGCACGUGUCAUGACUCUGGAAAUUGCUUCAUUUAAUGAAACAGUACAUGCUGGUAAAUGGACGGUUUGGGAUACAUCAAACAAUAUACAUACACUAGAAUUAUCGAAACCCUUUGCAACUGUGGUUAACACAUCUCUGAUUGACAUUGCUAGUGCAUGUCCAGUUCAAACAGACAUUGAUUCUUUGCAUUAUUUUACUGUGAACAUAACGACUGGCUGUGCUUAUCCUAUUGUGAACAUCUCAUGGUUUUCUACUGGCAACAAUAAUAAGACACUAGAGCCAGUUAUUACCUCUGAUGCUGUUGGGUGUGCUGCUCCCCAAGUGAAGACUAUUGCUGAACUAAAACUGAAUCAUUUAACUCUACAAGGCAGAGUUAAUCUCACAGCAAACAUGAUUCAUCCAUCUUUUGACAAUGCAGUUUAUGACACAUGGAUUUGUGUCACUGAUUUUCCAGAUGUUCCAGAGAGCAUGUCUGCAUUAAGUGCAGGUGCUAUAUCCGGAAUUGUGAUCGCUGUUUUACUUGCUGUUGCUAUUCCUACUGUUUGGAUAGUUUAUAAGAGGAAAAUAAAGAAGAAAGCUGAAGAUGUGCAGAACGAAGAUAAUAAAGAAGACCAAAAUUAAAAAUAACUAUAGUUCGUUUGUAUUGAAUGGUAACUGGUGACUUGUCCUGUAACUGUAUAAAGAAUACGGUUGAAAUUCACAUACAAAAACACAUUGUUAGUCUUAAACCCAGAGGAACUCUCAUAACAUUUUAAGAAAAAACUACCAAAACAACAUUCUGUCUAAAUAAUCAAAAAUAGCUGCUUAAAACUAUUAACUCUAUAGAUUAAAUCUCAUUUUUAAUACGGGGGGGAGGGGGGGGGGGGGAUGAAGGGAAAAUGCUGGAACAGCGAAGGUAGGCAAUUUUACUUGACUUAUUGCUUCUAAUCAUUAAAUCAGUAAAUGAACAUCAACGGCAGAAGUGCAUGUGCACGUCCAGCUGCUUUGCACUGGCAAUUUCAUUAAUUGUUUUCAUCUAUGUAUCAAAAAGAUGGCUGUACCUUGGAAUUUAAACAGACAGUCCUGAAUUUUGUACCAUUAUAACAUGUUUUUCACUAACAGUUGAUAUGGUCAAAUGAUAAAUGACAAAUAGACAUGUAACUGUAUAAUGAAUAAUGUACAAAUUAGAGAGUGCCUUCCAAUAAUUUUAUAUGUACAAAAAAUAUAUAUUAGAAUGUAAAAUAAUAACAAUAAAAAUUACUGCAACAAUCAUUAGAUGACAUACAAUAGAUAUACAGACAGUGGUAUUCUAAAGAAGAAAAUGUAUUUAAUAUGCAAUUCUAAUCACCAAAGAUAUUAUGUUAGUCGGAAACAUCUUGCAGUAAACUCAGGACAGUUACUCAGUUUAUUUAAUACCUGUAUGCUAAGAAAUGAUAAUAUAUAAUAACAAGAAGAAGAAGAAGAAAUAAAUAUAUAAAUAAAUUUAAGCUAGUAGGUAUGGGACAAAACUUAACUAUAUGUUUUAACAUUAUA
Gigantopelta aegis is the source of this 1821-nucleotide messenger RNA. RefSeq lists its product as uncharacterized. The record is from RefSeq and is a predicted model, not a curated record. The coding region runs from base 67 to 930 and encodes 287 amino acids. Lineage: Eukaryota; Metazoa; Mollusca; Gastropoda; Neomphalida; Peltospiridae. The transcript has 7 exons.